Messenger RNA from Cyclocybe aegerita, 2412 nucleotides. NCBI's taxonomy places the organism in Eukaryota, Fungi, Basidiomycota, Agaricomycetes, Agaricales, Hemipholiotaceae. The record is from the annotation of a GenBank genome assembly.
AUGUCAUCACCCCAGCCAAACGGCACCACCGUCACCGUGAAUGGCCACGGUGGCUCCACCUCGCUCGGCGCGAGCACGGAGCGCAUACAGAUUGUUGAUGAGGAGAAGAAGUUCACAUCCAACCUGAAGGAACAAAUAGAGAAAUGGGGGUUGCUAGAUUCUGGGUUCGGAUACAACAUCGUCUCGGUGUUUGGUUCACAAUCUACGGGAAAGAGUACACUGUUGAACAGGCUCUUCGGGACCACAUUCGACGUCAUGGACGAAACGAAGCGGCAACAGACCACCAAAGGUAUCUGGAUGUGUCGCGGGAAGGACAUGAGCGUCAUGGUUAUGGAUGUGGAAGGUACAGACGGACGGGAGCGUGGAGAGGACCAGGACUUCGAACGCAAAUCCGCCCUCUUCUCGCUCGCGUCGUCAGAAAUCCUCAUAGUUAAUCUUUGGGAGCACCAAGUCGGUCUCUACCAAGGUGCCAACAUGGGUCUGCUCAAGACCGUAUUCGAGGUCAACCUGGGCCUCUUCGGCAAGAAGGCCUCUGACGGAACAAGUGGUCGCACUCUCCUCCUCUUCGUCAUCCGGGACCACAUCGGGCAAACCCCGCUCGCCAACCUCCAAGCCACACUCACCGCCGACCUUAGCCGCAUCUGGGAUAGUCUCAGCAAGCCCUCCGAGCUCAAAGACCGCCAGCUCUCCGACUACUUCGACCUCGCAUUCACCGCCCUACCACACAAGAUCCUCUCUGCGGACAAGUUUGAGUCAGAGGUCGCCGAGCUGAGGAAACGCUUCGCGGAUAAGAGCAAUCCAGAUUACCUGUUCAAGCCAGUGUAUCAUAAGCGGAUACCGGCAGAUGGAGUGCCGUUUUAUAUGGAGGGCAUCUGGGAGCAGGUGCAGACGAACAAGGACCUUGAUUUGCCUACACAGCAGGAGCUCCUCGCUCAGUUCCGAUGCGAUGAAAUUUCGGCUGUGGCGUUGUCAGAGUUCAACGAGCAGGCGAAGUCGCAAAAGCGACCUGUCGAGGCUGGAAAGGUUGUGGAGGGACUGGGUGCUAUGAUGAAGGACUGGAAGACGACUGCUCUUACCCGCUACGACCGCGAUGCCUCCCGGUACCACAAGGGCGUCUACACCCGCAAACGCGGUGACCUCAUCUCUGCUCUCGACGCGACCCUCAUACCACUCUUCCUCGGACAGCUCAAGAACCUGCACAAAUCAUGCCUCGUCACGUUCAAGAAGGAGAUGCUCGACGGUCUGCGUGGGGAGGAAUACUCUUUCGCUGACGUCGUGGGCAAGGCACGCAGAAAGUGCGAAGGGACGUUCGCAGAUGGCGCAAAAGAGGCGAUGGUAGAAGAAGAUACGACAAAGUGGGGCUGGGAGGACGAGCUUGCACUGUUGAAGGAAGAGAUUGGGGUCGUGGCGGAUCAGUGCAGGAAGGAUGAGACGAAGAAGAUGUUGAACCAGAUUGAGCGGAAUAUCAAGAAACACCUCUCAGAGCCUGUUGAGUUGCAUUUGAACAAGGCCUCGAAGGAUAUGUGGGACGAGAUUCUGCGUUCAUUCCGAGAGGUGCUUGGGAAGGCUGAGGCAGCGUACUCGACCAAGGCCAAGAGCUUCGACUGCACAGAGGAAGAGAACAUAUCAUCAUUGGCUGCUCUCAGCAAACGCGCCUGGCUUGUGCUUCGAGCGAAGAUUGACGAGCAGACUGCAGAGCCAGUGUUCCUCGGCAAGCUGCGCAACCACUUCGAGGAACGGUUCCGGUAUGACGAGCAAGGCGUUCCGCGGGUGUGGAAACCUGACGAUGAUAUUGAUGGCGCGUUCAAGAAGGCGAAGGAUCAGACUCUCGAACUCGUCCCCUUGUACUCCAAGAUUGCCCCCACCGACCCCUCGCUAGAGUUCGAGCUUCCCUCGGAGUCAUCGGAUGUCCUUGCCGGUACAGACGAGUUCGACUUCGCCUCCACCCUGGUCGUGUUCUCCGAGACGAAGUCGCUAGAACUAACGAAUAAGUUCCGGAAAGACGCUGACGCAUACUAUGUCGAGGCGAAGCGGAGCACCGUCUCCAGCGUGGCGCAGAUUCCGUACUGGAUGUACGGUGUGCUCGUCGUUCUGGGUUGGAACGAGGCGAUGGCGGUGCUCUUCAACCCGAUGUACUUCAUGUUCUUGUUGUUCGCGUUGGCUGCUUCGUACAUUACGAUCCAGCUAGGUCUCGUCGGACCGCUGUUCCAGGUGUUGAGGUCGGUGGGCGCUGAAGUCCAACGACAAGCGACUGCUCGUCUACGAGAAGCAUUUGCGGAGCCUGCGCUGGCACAGCCUGUCCGUGCUAAUACCACCAGUCCUGCUGUUUCGCGCGCGGGGUCGUAUAUGGAGGACACAGACGACGAAGUGAGGCACGAGUUGAGGAGACGGGGGACAAGCCCGCCGUUAUAG